AAAAAAAAAACACUAUAAAGAAGAGGUUCAUGUGUUGUACCCAUGUAAUCCCAGCAAUGAUUCAGGGAUCAUGCAUACAACUUGUUGGCUUAUUCCCAUCGUUCCAGCAUAGCUGCUGAUUAAAGCAGGAAUCCUGGAUCUCUCAGACUCAAAGUGAGGAGGUGGUGAAGAGACGUGGACAAGAAAAGAAGAGGAGUGUGAAGCAAAGACAGAGACAUACUGUCCAGCCUGCAGACAAACAGCGUUUCUCCACAUCUGAGCUGAUCUAAUGAAAAGAGGCAAGACGAACUGAACACGGAUCAACGAACCGAAGCAGCAAUGACAGCGGCGGCAGCUCAAGAACUCGACGAGCUAUGUUUCCUGUCAGCUCAGGCCUUGCCCAGCCUGAAAGUAUCCAAACACUUCCAGGUGCUGAAGCUCCUGGGACAGGGAUCGUACGGAAAGGUCAUGCUGGCCGUGCACAGGAAGAGAGGAACUCCCAUGGCUCUGAAGUUCUUCCCGCGCCAGUCCACCUCCCUCACCUCCUUCCUGCGGGAAUACAACCUCUCUCUCUCUUACUGCACCCAUCCUUCUCUGACGCGGGCCGUGGGCAUCUUCUUCUCCACGCCGUCCUACUAUGUUUUUGCCCAACAGGCGUGUCUCUACGGCGACCUCUACAGUGUCAUUGUGUCAGAGGUUGGGGUGAAUGAAGACUGCGUCCAGAGGGUGAUGUCCCAGCUGAGCGGCGCCGUCACGCACCUCCACUCCCUGGGCUUCGUCCACCGGGACAUCAAACCCGAGAACGUCUUCCUGUGCGACAGCUCCUGCCGCUGGGUGAAGCUGGGGGACUUCGGCCUCACCCGGGCCACCGGCACCACUGUCCGAGCCGUGUGGUACGAGUCGCCCUUCUGCACGCCGGAGGUGGAAGCGGUCAAGACGGCCGAGAAAGAGAUGGAGAGGAGGCUGAGCGAGGGGAUCGAGGAGGAGGUGGAGGACAUCUGGAUCACGGUGCAGCCCUGCAUCGACAGCUGGGCCCUCGGGGUCCUCGUCUACUGCCUCCUGACGGGCUGCUUCCCCUGGGAGGAGAGCACCCGCGAUGACCCCGGCUUCUGCAGAUACAUAAAGUGGUUUGACCGCGAGGCAGAGAUGGACAAAACCAAGUGGAGGGAUGAGGAGGACACUGACAGUUACACAAUCAUGGAGCAGAGGCAGAAAGAAAACCCUCCUCCCUCGCAGUUCGAGGGUCUCAGCCCGUUAGUGAUGACUCUUCUGAAGGAGCUGCUGCACCCCGAGCCCCAACGCAGAGGAAACCCGGAGGAGAUCCUGAGCUACCUGGGGGGGCCGUGGCUCAUGGAGACCGCCAAGGAGGAGAGGAGGAGGGCAGAGGAGGCUGAGAAGGAGGCCAGGAAGAUCCGGGAAACAGGAGGAGUAGAAGAGGAACUGCUCAGGGAGGGAAGAGGAGAAAGAUGAGCUUUGUCUCAGGACUUUAUUUAAAUCAGAUUAUUUUUGUAGAAACGACUCAUAUAAAGGUGCUACUCUUUACAUAUCAUUUGUAAAUAUCUCUGAUCAGGUGUUUUAUAUAUUUCUGCGUGUGCUCAGAUCAUUUAGUUAAAAAGUGAACUGAACUGCUUUAUAUCAACUCUGUAAUUAAUCUGUUUGAAUAAAAAUAUAAUCUUAUCAGA
This is a messenger RNA of Austrofundulus limnaeus, 1661 nucleotides long. RefSeq names its product SH3 domain binding kinase family, member 3 (gene sbk3). NCBI's taxonomy places the organism in Eukaryota, Metazoa, Chordata, Actinopteri, Cyprinodontiformes, Rivulidae. Gene Ontology annotation, biological process: protein phosphorylation. The transcript has 5 exons. The record is from RefSeq and is a predicted model, not a curated record. Gene Ontology annotation, molecular function: ATP binding; protein serine/threonine kinase activity. The coding region runs from base 319 to 1449 and encodes 376 amino acids.